UAGUAGACAAGGGAGGGGGAGGAUCGAAGGGCUGCUCUGCUGCAGCGGAGGAGGGAGGGAUUUGGGGAGGGAUUUGUGUGUCUUCUCAUUUGUGAUGCAGUGGCGAUCUCGACAUCGCCGAUGCAUGCAAAUCAAUCCUGGUCGGGGAGCAACAGCAACAACAACAACGACAACAACAGCAACAGCAACAGCAGCAACAACAAAACCCUCCCCCUCGCCUCUGCUUGGCUUCCGUCCUUGCUUGCUUCCACGGCCACCCCCUCCUCUUCCGCGCUCUUCUUCUUCGUCUUCUCAUUCAUUCAUUCAUUCCUCUCUUCUACUUCCCACUUCUACCGCACUUCAAUUGCCCCUCUGCCGUCUCUCUCUCGCCGUCUACCCUACCACGUCUGGCGGCCGGGUUUUGGAGACAUCCCUACUGUUGGCGGCUGUAACAUCCUUGGACUUCUUUCCCGCCUACCUCUUUCCCAUAGGUCUUUUCAAGCAUAAUUCACAUGACAUCAUCAUCUUCGCGAAAGAUGGUUGAAUGGGCUCAUAAUGUAAAGGAGUCUGGUCCAGUAGUGUCUGCCCGAAUUAGUCUACCUAAGGUGAAUGCGGAGAAGGCGAGGUCUUUAAAAUUUGGGAGAAGUGAUAGAGAGGGGGGAUGGAUAGCGCGGUAUUAAAUGACAUUAUAGGGCGACUGCUCGAUGUGCGGACGGAGCGGCCGGGCAAGCAAGUGCAGCUUUCAGAGGCUGAAAUUCGCCAGCUUUGCGUUGCAUCCAAGGACAUAUUUUUGUCCCAGCCUAAUCUGCUUGAGCUGGAGGCCCCAAUUAAGAUCUGUGGUGAUAUCCAUGGUCAAUACUCUGACCUUUUGAGGUUGUUUGAAUAUGGUGGCUUUCCACCUGAUGCAAAUUACUUGUUCUUAGGAGACUAUGUUGACAGAGGAAAACAGAGUCUAGAAACCAUCUGUCUCCUCUUGGCAUAUAAAAUCAAAUACCCAGAGAAUUUCUUUUUGUUAAGAGGUAACCAUGAAUGUGCAUCAAUCAACCGAAUUUACGGCUUCUUCGAUGAAUGUAAACGUCGUUUUAACGUACGGCUGUGGAAGACGUUCACGGAUUGUUUCAACUGCCUGCCCGUGGCUGCCUUGAUUGAUGAGAAAAUUCUUUGCAUGCAUGGAGGCCUUUCUCCAGAACUUAAGAACUUGGACCAGAUUAAGAAGAUAGCACGCCCUACAGAUGUUCCUGAUUCAGGCUUGUUGUGUGACCUUCUAUGGGCGGACCCUGAUAAAGAUGUGGCUAGAUGGGGAGACAAUGACCGAGGUGUCUCUUUUACAUUUGGUCCAGACACAGUCUCAGAGUUCUUACAAAAACAUGACUUGGAUCUCAUCUGUCGAGCCCAUCAAGUUGUGGAGGAUGGUUACGAGUUUUUCGCUAAGCGCCAACUGGUCACUAUCUUCUCUGCACCAAAUUAUUGUGGUGAAUUUGAUAAUGCGGGUGCAAUGAUGAGUGUAGAUGAUUCUCUCUUGUGCUCGUUUCAAAUCCUUAAACCAGCAGAAAAGAAACAAAAAUUUGUUGCAUAUGGCAGCAAUGGUUCUCGACCUGGAACACCACCUCGUGGGGCUAAGGGAUAAUGCGAAAUGGUGCUCGUGAGCUUGGAAAUUAAAUACCUAUAGUGAGCACCUUUGAAACUGAUGCCUUAUCUUCCUGAGGCUCUGUUGAGGGAUUACAGCGACUGAGCGGAUCUGCUCUUUGGAACAGCUUUACCAAGUGGGAAACCGAAAUGGUUCGUCGCGUAGCUGGAGUUUGUGUCCAGCAGAAAGUUGAGCAUGACCUCAUAGACACAUACUCAUAUGCAUGCAUACAAUGCAUUCACAUAUUAGCAAUAGUUAUUUUGGAAAAUGGAGUAGUAUCUUUGGGAGUGCGGUGGUACACAUAUCCUAAUUCUGCACACUUGCGUAUGCAAGAGGUUUGCUUGGAGGAGAUUGAGGACGGUUGGGUGUGAAAUGUCUAGGUGGUGGUCUGCAGCAGAGUAGUUAUGCCUAUCUUAAUUAAUGUACAUUAGGGAACGAGAGCACCCAGUUCAACUCACUUCACCUCAUAUUCACUUUAGUUAUACUUUCCGCUGUUACUUGUAUUGCAACUUGCAUUCUACUUGAUUGGAGUUACUAUACUGUCGUUGAUUACUGUGUGUA
Messenger RNA from Physcomitrium patens, 2167 nucleotides. NCBI's taxonomy places the organism in Eukaryota, Viridiplantae, Streptophyta, Bryopsida, Funariales, Funariaceae. The record is from RefSeq and is a predicted model, not a curated record.